Messenger RNA from Lactuca saligna, 1103 nucleotides. Lineage: Eukaryota; Viridiplantae; Streptophyta; Magnoliopsida; Asterales; Asteraceae. The record is from the annotation of a GenBank genome assembly.
AUGGCGGUCACCAGCAGUAGCACUACAGCUUCUGAAGGAAUUCAAGGAACAAAAUCUUCAGCAACAAUUGUUUUAACAAACUCGCCACACAAUCAAUUCUUUGUUUGGAGAGAGUUCUUAUGGGGAGCCCUUGCUGGUGGCUUUGGGGAAGGGAUGAUGCACCCAAUUGAUACUGUGAAAACUCGAAUCCAAAGUCAAGCCAUUUUGACUCAAAGCCAGAAUCAAAAGACUAUAUUACAGAUGGUUAGAGCUGUCUGGGGUGCUGAUGGCUUAAGAGGUUUUUAUAGAGGGGUGGCACCUGGGGUAACUGGAUCUCUUGCAACUGGUGCAACAUAUUUUGGUGUCAUAGAAUCCACCAAAAAGUGGAUUGAAGAAACACAUCCGAAUCUUGGAGGUCAUUGGGCCCAUUUCAUUGCUGGUGCUUUAGGAGAUACACUUGGGUAUUGGUCUACACUUGCAAGGGAUGUCCCAUUUGCUGGUUUAAUGGUUACGUGUUAUGAGGCGUUAAAAGAAGUAACAGAAUACGGGAGGCAAAAGUGGUUCCCUAAUUCAAGAUUCCAUGUCAAUACUUCUUUUGAGGGGCUUGUAUUGGGAGGAAUAGCUGGGGGUGUUAGUGCAUAUCUUACAACGCCUUUAGAUGUAAUCAAAACAAGACUACAAGUACAAGGCACAAUCGUAAGGUAUAAUGGUUGGAUGGAUGCAUUUCAUAGAAUAUGGUUGAUUGAAGGUGCAAAGGGGUUUUUUAGAGGAAGCAUUCCACGGGUGAUAUGGUAUGUUCCAGCUUCUGCUCUUACAUUCAUGGCUGUUGAAUUCCUCAGAGACCAAUUCAAUGAGAGAAAGACACCAAACACAGAUACAGUCACUAGCUUAAUAUUAGACAAAAGUAAGCCUCCUUUGCAACACAAUUAGAUUUACUGAGAAGGAUGAGAAUAGCAACAUACUUCUAAACUAAACUAAGUGAACUCUUUUUGGUGGGCCAUAAUAGGGUUGGCAACCAAAUUUUACUCUUUUUGGUGAAUAGUAACAAGUUUCAGCUUUUUGGUGAAUGUUAAUAUUCUUAAUGAAACCAUCUAAUUCCUUCACUAUAAUAAUAUUUCUCACAC